GAAAACUCCCACGCACUUCUGCCAAUCGUUUGUUUGAGGACUGGCUCCACAGCCAGCACAGGGGCUUGGGUUUGUCUUAGCAGCUUGAGUUCCUGGAAAAGACAGAACAACAGGAUUGGAGUCUAAUCAUUUUCAGGAAGGAACUUCCGAAUCUCCGUCAGUAUUUUGACAGGUUAUGAAAUGUCGGAGCGGCUGGUCCUCGGUCUCCUGGUCAUCUGGGUGGCCCGGGUAACGGGUGACUGUGUCAAGCCUCCACAGCUGGCUAAUGGUGCUCUAUCUAACCAAUUCCUUGCUCGGACCUCAUUUCCUGUCGGAACCGUCGUCACUUAUAAAUGUCUCCCAGGUUAUACGUUUGCGGAAGGAUCUUCAAGAUCCAUUACUUGUCGGGCAGAUUCGACCUGGUCUCCUUUACGGGCCAGAUGUGAACCAAGAGACUGUGAUAAUCCAGGAGAGAUUCUGAAUGGGUAUUUUGAGGCCGAUGCUACCACACUGGGGAGUAAAGCUGUGUUUCAUUGUGACAUUGGUUUUCAGAUUGUUGGUCGAAACUACCGCGUAUGCGAGGCUAGUGGAUGGACUGGCCAGGUCCCAACAUGUGAAAUUGUCACAUGUGAUGAUCCUCCACCUAUCAGUAAUGGCAAAGCUACAAGACCAUUCAGUAGCGACAUGUGGACAUACGGGAUGAUUGCAGAAUAUUUGUGUAAUGAUGACUACUUGUUAAUUGGCACAAAAUGCCUUAACUGCCAGGGAGAUGGAACAUGGGACAACAAACCACCUGAGUGCAAAGCUGUUGGAUGUCCCAGUCCUGCCACACCUGAGAAUGGCUACAUUGAAAGCGGAUUUGGACACCGCAAGUACAAACAUCAGGACGAGGUAGUCUUCCGCUGCCAGGAAGGUUUUGAAAUGGUUGGUGAGAGUAUCAUUAAAUGCAGUGAGGACAACAUCUUCGUGCCAUCACCACCUACUUGCAAACCACAAAUUUCUCCAAUCAACAUUUUUAAACAAAUGAUUGGAGUGGGACGUCAAAUCGUUAACAAGGAAGAAAAUGUAAUUAAGGCAAAAUAUCAGCUUCUUGAAAGUGAAAGUGAUAUUCUGCGGCUGAAGGAAGAUCUUCUUGACAAAGCAGAGCAGUAUAUGGAUGAAAACCAUAAUGUUUAAAAUUUCCUAAACUGUAACCAAAAUCAUACCAGUUUCAAUUACUAAUCCAAUAUUAUAUAUCAAAAUCAUAAUCACAUUAAUGAACUCAAAUUAUACAUGUAAUCUGUUCUAAUUAAUCAUAAUAUUAGAAUUUGUUAUUGGAAAUAUUUGUCUUUCUCUAUAUGGGCUAAAUAGAAUUGUUGGGAUGAAUUUAACAAAAAAUGAGGAAUGUGCAAAAGAAUGUUUUUUUUAAAAUAAAACUUUAUAUAUGUU
Molecule: messenger RNA, 1407 nt
Organism: Stegostoma tigrinum
Lineage: Eukaryota; Metazoa; Chordata; Chondrichthyes; Orectolobiformes; Stegostomatidae
Product: C4b-binding protein alpha chain-like
Exons: 7
Coding region: 181-1155 (324 amino acids)
Source: RefSeq, a predicted model, not a curated record